ACCGUAUGGGCAGAUAAAUUCACAGUAGUAGACUGGACUAAAGCAGGAAAACUGUCUAGAUCUGUUUCAGCCAGGGUUAAUUCAAUUCUUUUCAGGUACUCGAUUUAGUGGCCCGGUACGGAACAACUGAUUCCCAACGAAGCGUAAACAGCCCUGUGAUCAGUGAAGCAUGUGUUUUUUGCAGCCUGACAAUUCGCCAUGUGCUACAGUGACUGAAAGAAGUAUGACAAGACCAGAUCCUGCUUCAUCACACAGUAAAAUGCCCUCUUUGUUCAGGUAUUUAGUGAGACAGAUUUGUUUGGACAGACAGAAUUUUGAUCCAUCCUUAGUCUUCUGUGACGUUAUGCAUGAUUUAACCAGAAUUAUCCGUGCACCACAUCGCAAACCUGGGAGGAGACCUUCUAACGGCACGCCGUAGUGUUAUACUAACGGGUAUCGGAUACGCUCGCAGUUCAGCCUAUCUCUCUCUAACCUGGUCCGCACCAUGAUCGUGUACUUAUUCUUGUCCGGCCAGAUACACAAGUCUUUUUAAUGUAUGCCAUAGCGGACAAUUAAUCACCCCUUCCAGCCAUUUGGUUCAUACAUGUGGGCAGUAAAUGGGAACAGUGGACGUGGUCGUGACUGACCUUGUGCGUGAGCCAAAAGAUGACAACAUUAAUGCGGGCUGAUAAUAUAGAGUACCCUCAUGAAAAAGAUGGCCUGGUUUUUAUUUCCACCCUGAGUUUAAGUCCUAGUGAAAAAUGAGCAACGGCAGUACAGAUCGAGUUCUCGCUUAGGGCAAAAGGUACAUUUGUAGAAGAUACAAAACAGAUGGCGAUAUAGUCGGGCAACACAUAAUCUGUAAUAAUGCCGUUCGGAGUCCUAAGCACGAUCCGAUUCAAAAGCUCCACGAAGCAGGACGAAGGGUGGGCCUGGGUGAUUCUUAUUGCGGCUACUCUAAACUCCUUUGUGGCGUUGGGAUCCGCACUCGGAUGUGGGGUGUAUGUCUCCGAAGUUAUCCAACGAUGGAACUCGAGCAAGGCCACCGGGGCAUUUGUAGGAUCUCUUCUGUUCGGCAUGUUCUCAUCCUCUGGUCCUCUGACGACAGUCCUUGUGACUAGGACAUCUCACAGAACGGCAAUUAUAAUGGGAGGGUUGUUGUCUGCUCUAGGUCUUGUGGCCUCCGCCAAUGUCCCAAAUAUUGUCGGCUUUUACUUUACCUUUGGCAUUAUGUCAGGAAUCGGCUGUGGAAUGAUUUUUCUGCAGUCUGUUAUGCUGGUUAAUCUUUAUUUCAAAAGAUACCGCGGCAUAGCCUCUGGGAUUACGAUAGCAGGAGGAGGCGGUGGGGUUCUAGCGAUGCCGCUUCUUGAAAGGAUGUUGAUCGAGCAUUUUUCCUGGCAGCCUUCUCUUUACAUCGUUGCGGGAAUGUGCCUUAACACUUGUGUACUCGGUGCCCUUAUGAGACCAAUACAUGUUAAGAACAUCGAGUCAAAGUCCAGCAGUUUGGAGGCUGAUAGAGAUCGCGUGAAGGAAGCUGAUUCUCUGACGGAAUCUGAAACAGAUGAAAACUGUUACGCUAGAGAAGACGAUAGCUUGCUGAAAAAUAGGACUUACAUAUGCUAUGCUGUGAAUAAUACUUUGUAUGGAUUUGGUUGUACCAUACCAAUUAUACUAGGGCCGGAUUUGUACGCUGAGACAGGUUUUACAGGGGCUCGAAUAGAUAUUCUUAUUGCCUGCUUUGGCGCUGGCAAUAUACUCGGGCGUCUGGUUGGAGGUGUUCUAUGUAACAUACCUGCAUUGGACAGACUGGCAUUAUAUGUCGUAUUAAACAUUCUUCUUGGUAUGUUUAUUGGACUCUACACAUUGUCAGAUGACUUUGUUUUAUAUGCAUUUGCUUCUGCUGGUUACGGACUUAUCUUUGGUGCAUUUAUUGUUACACAAGCCGUAGUGACAAUGGACAUUGUGGGACGAAGGAAAAUGGAACAAGCAUUCUCUUUUGCUUAUUUCACCUGCAGUCUUGGCAUUAUAAUUGGCGCACCAUUGUCAGGGUCUUUGUUUGACUUGACGAAGAGCUACAAGGGGCCAUAUUUGGUCGCCGCCAUAGUUGUGAUAUCUUCUUCAGCAAUUCUCAUACCGUCUUUAUUGUCCGGAAAUGGGUGCGUUGGACGGUUGCGACGGCAACGUCUGCUAGCAGUGUCACAAAUUAUCAUCGAUCCUCCAACGUGCAGCAAUGGGGAUGCAGUCAGGGACACCGCCACCAGUGUAAAGGGCAAUAUUGAAAAUGUGAUGGAUGUUUCAGUCAAAGAAACAGCAUAACAUAGGCUUGUGUUCUCUGACCAAGACCCUUGUUCUCAAUCAAGUGCACACUGAAGCACGGUUAUUUGUUAAUUGUUUAUAUUGCUGUUUUUUUAUACAUAUAUAUUUUUAAGAAAGCUCAAGAAUCAAUGCAUUUCCGUCUAGAUUAAAUAAUGGCCUAAGGUGAACAAAUGAGAGAUUGAUGACAUGCAUUUGCUUCUGCAAUUGGUCAGCUUCGGGAUUUCCUGAAGGUCCCAGUCCCUAGUCUUUUACUCUUGUACUUUGCCAUGCCAUUUUGUGUGUUCUGAAUGCCACAAUAAACAUCUUUUCUGGGUCGAAACAAUUAACAAUAUGUGCCACUGCCCACCUCGGAGCGGGACCCUAAUAAUGGACAGUGGCGACAGUUCACUUAAAAAACAUUUGGCAUCAACUAUAUGUUGGAUGUGCUAUUAAUGGAAACAAAUAAUGCUCAAAGACAUCAUU
Molecule: messenger RNA, 2757 nt
Organism: Liolophura sinensis
Lineage: Eukaryota; Metazoa; Mollusca; Polyplacophora; Chitonida; Chitonidae
Product: monocarboxylate transporter 4-like
Exons: 5
Coding region: 847-2295 (482 amino acids)
Biological process (GO): transmembrane transport
Cellular component (GO): membrane
Molecular function (GO): monocarboxylic acid transmembrane transporter activity
Source: RefSeq, a predicted model, not a curated record